AAUAAUAAGUUUAUACAACACUGCAGCGGGAACUGUACAGCUUUACUCAUUCUGACUACAGCAAUUGUGUUGUUUCCUUCAGGAUGUGGUUGCUGGUGGUGAUGGUGUGUUUUUUGGUUUGGGCUGUCGGUACUUACUGGUACCUCUUUGGCAAACCGAGCCCUUUCUCAGUGGAGUCAGUUAGACCUCCGGGUCCAUUAGAGCUGGACCAGAAGAAGAGACACAAAAUUCUGAAGCAAGGCUUCAGGAAAGAAAAGGUUCCCGAGAAUCUGGAUGCCAUCGUGAUUGGCAGUGGCAUCGGUGGCAUGACAGCAGCAGCUACACUGGCCAAACUGGGCAAGAGAGUGCUCGUGCUGGAGCAGCAUGACCAGGCUGGAGGCUGCUGCCACACUUUCACUGAGAAAGGAUUCGAGUUUGACGUAGGACUACAUUACAUUGGUCAGCUACAUGAGAACAGUCUGUUUAAGAUCGUCAUGGACCAGAUCACAGAAGGACAACUACAGUUUGUGGAACUGGACAAGCACAUUGACACUAUAGUGAUAGGUAGCGGAGAGAAAAGCAGGAAGUACACAAUCUACAGCGGCAAAACUGAGAUGGAGGAGCAUCUGAAGGAGCAGUUCCCUGAUGAUACCAAAGCUGUAGAGGAGUUCUUCAAGAUCAUGAAGAUGUCAGCCAGGAACACACAUCUUUUGGCUGCACUAAAGCUGAUUCCUCAGUGGGUGGCACUGUUCCUGCUUAAGAGUGGCAUUGCCAACCUCUGCUCCUCCAUCUUUCGCCUUGUAGGCACUAAUGCCACUGCAGUUGCUGACAGUCUGACCUCCAACAAGGACCUCCACAUAAUCUUCUACUAUCUUUUCUAUGGCGUUCCACCCAAAGAGUCCAGCUGUGUGAUUAAUGCUUUGCUGUUGCACCACUACAAGCGUGGAGCGUACUACCCAAAAGGUGGCGCCAGUGAAAUCCCAUUCCACAUCACUAAGGUCAUCCAGAAAUUUGGCGGACGCGUGCUGGUCCGUGCUCCUGUAAAUCGCAUCCUGGUUGACAAUAAGGGAGCUGCAUAUGGCGUCACUGUGAAACAAGACCAAGAGGAUGUGGAAGUGCGGGCUCCUGUUAUCAUCUCCAACUGUGGAGUCUUCAACACCUUCCAGAAACUUCUUCCAUCACAUAUACAAUCCAAACCAGAGAUUCAGAAGCGGCUGAAUAUGAUGAGACCUGGACGAGGAUGCCUUUUAGUGUUCUCAGGUUUCGAUGCCACACAGGAGGAACUGGGCAUCAAUUCUAACAACACGUGGCUCUUUAAGUCUAACGAUAUGGAUGUCAUGAUGGAUGAGUUCUUCAGUAUGGGGAAGGACGAAGCUCCAGAUAACGUUCCCAUGAUUCACUUUACGUUUCCAUCUGCCAAAGAUCCCACGUCGAAGAUCCGUCACCCAGGUAAAUCUUGCAUGACCAUUCUGACAGUGGUUAAUUAUGAAUGGUUUGAAGAGUGGAAGGACACUCCAGUGAGAAAAAGAGGGGAUGACUAUUUAGCGUACAAGAUGAGAUUUGCCCACAAUCUCUUUGACUGGGCCUGCAGCCAGUACCCCAAACUGAGAGACAAGCUGGUAUAUCAGGAGGUCUCCACUCCGUUGUCUAACACACACUAUCUUGGUCGUUACCUCGGAGCCAUGUACUCAGCUGAGCAGAACUUGGAGCGCUUCCAAGCAGAAGCCAUCGCCAGAAAUCGUUGUGAUACCCCUGUCAAAAAUCUCUUCAUUUCAGGUCAGGAUGUGUUUAGCUGUGGUAUUGAAGGUGCAUUACACGGUGGCCUUCUCUGUGCCUCCACGGUGCUCAAACACAUUGUGUACAUCGACCUCUUGAUGCUAAAGAAGAAACUGAAGAGGAAGAAGGCGAGGGAAACUGCUGAACGGGUCAAAAAGCUGCUGUGAAUCAGAGGGAAAAUCUACAGCAGCUGACGGAAGCAAUGACCUGCUAAUUAGUGGCACAAAUGAAUUUGUUUAUUUUACAUAGCCAAUCAGCAUUUUAUCUUUAUUACAAAAGGCUUAGUCCAAGUUGGGAAAUAUGCAAACUUCAGGUCAGAAGUCAGAAGAGAAAAGUCAUAUUCAUGGUAAAAUUACAUCCUGCAAUAAAAUAAUUUAUUUUGGAAAACCACAGCAUGCAGUUACAGACGUAGCUAUGUAGAAGUCUAGA
Molecule: messenger RNA, 2184 nt
Organism: Pangasianodon hypophthalmus (striped catfish)
Lineage: Eukaryota; Metazoa; Chordata; Actinopteri; Siluriformes; Pangasiidae
Product: inactive all-trans-retinol 13,14-reductase
Exons: 11
Coding region: 84-1922 (612 amino acids)
Molecular function (GO): oxidoreductase activity
Source: RefSeq, a predicted model, not a curated record